UGCAAAACUCUGUAACGCCUCUAAUGGGACCAAUGAUAAGCAUCUGUGCUUGAUGCAUCUUUCAUGAGUUAUCCCUGAAGCGUGCAUAAAGACCUGUUUCUUUGCGCCGAUCAUGACUGCACUUUUCUAUAAUGAUUGUCAACGAGCGCCAGAUACAUGAUGUCCAAGAACAAGAUCACCAUGGGUAGCACCCGCGAUUCCCACUCUUAUGCGUGUGAUGAAUGCCGUUUACGCAAGUCCAGAUGCUCUAAAGAGAAACCUACUUGCGCGCAGUGCAAGCAGCUGGACAAAGAAUGCAAAUAUAGCCCAAAGAUAACAAGAAGCCCUCUAACACGGCAGCACUUGACGUAUGUCGAAGACCGCUUGCAGGCAUUUGAAUCCGCCUUAGGACGGCUAUUUCCCGGUGGCGAUCUGGACGCCACAGUGCGUUCUUUAUUGCAGGAUCAAGAUCCCCUCUCGAAGGAGCGCUCUUCAUCCAAGUCUUCCUCUAGACAUUCCACGCCGGCAAAGACCGAAGCAGAUCGGCAUGAGUCAGCACCAGAAGCUUUGCCCCAGCAAGCCGAUGGGUUUGACUGGGCUGAGAACCGGAUUACCCUCGGAGACCUGACAGACGGGAUGGCAGCCCUGUCAAUCAAACCGGAAGGCGCAGGCUACUUUGGAGCGUCUUCAAGCGUUGUACCGCUUCGGGCAUUGCUUAAACAUGGGUUCGACCUCAAUAUACCGUCCGGAUCGUCCAAACGCGUGGAUAAUUCGGACAGGGUUCCACUGAAAUCGCAGCUUUUGAACAUCGCGCCUUCUGGUGUUAUUGAACAAGCAUUCAUGGAUGCAUUCUUCAACAACUAUCAUAUGAGCUAUCCAUUUGUGCAUGAGGCCACUUUCAGGGCGCAGUUCCACGAGCAGCUUCCCCGACCUCAUGGACCAGCAUGGCAAAUUCUGCUCAACACAAUUCUCGCUCUAGGGGCUUGGUGCAUCGGAGACGACAAUUCUGACCUCGAUAUCACGUUCUACCAAGAGGCCAGAAGCAGGUUACAGCAAAUGUCUGUGUUUGAAGCCGGCAAUCUCACUCUUGUCCAGGCUUUGCUAUUCUUGAGUAAUUACGCUCAGAAACGGAAUAAGCCAAACACAGGCUGGAAUUUCUUGGGUUUAGCUGUCAGGAUGUCGAUGAGUCUCGGACUACAUAAAGAGUUUCACGGAUGGAAAAUCAGCCUUUUGCAACGCGAGGUCCGUAGAAGACUGUGGUGGGGCGUCUAUAUCUUCGAUAGUGGCGCUGCGAAGACAUUUGGCCGUCCUAUCCUUCUACCGGAAGAUAGCGUUAUGGAUGUAAAGCAUGUUCUCAACAUUCAUGACGAAGCGCUCACCUCGACGACCACGGUUGUGCCUCCCGAGGUUAAUGAGCCAACUUUGUACACGGGAAUGCUUGCGCAGGCUAAAUUCCACAUACUCACAAACAGUGUCUACCAACGUCUUAUAUCCGGGCCGAACCCCACACCAGAGGAGACCCUUAGCCUUCAGAAACCGAUGGAGGAAUGGUAUAAUAGUCUACCCGAUUAUAUCAAAAAUCCGGCUCCCGGUUCAAUGUCAGACAAUUUCGCUCUAGUCCGCAGUCGACUAUUGUGGCGGGAUUGGAACUUGAGAAUCCUCAUUUACCGCCCGAUCCUUCUAAGAUGGGCUUCGAAACGAUGGACGCCGAAUACGCCCACCGAGCCAGAAGACCCUUACGAGGCUGAGUGCCGGAUGCUCUGCUUCCGCAAUGCCAAACUGACUAUAUCCUCCAUCACCGAUUUCGUGAACAAUUAUCCGUGCACCAGGGUUGGUGCAUGGUAUAUGCUUUACUUCCUCUUCCAAGCAGGUUUAAUCCCAAUCAUCCUCCUGAUGACAGAUCCAACUAGCGCAGAAGCCCCAAGCUGGAUUCAGGAGAUCGAAGCAACUAAAGCCCUACUCAUGUACCCUUCAUUGAGCAACAACAACCUUGCCGGUCGUUGUCUCGACGUAAUAUAUCGACUUUGCGCCCCUGUAUAUCCGUCAAACGCCACCAGCUCUGCGAGUGCACCAUCACAGCAGCCUCAGCCGAUCUACAUGCCCUUUGCGGACCAACUUUACAACGAUCCCACCUUCGGCAGCCUCUUCCCUGAUGUUAAUCAAGACCUGAACGUCAGUGCAGGGAUGGACUUCUCUGAAUGGGUGAAUUUUGCUCCGACGCCACAUAACGACUUCACCUGA
Molecule: messenger RNA, 2220 nt
Organism: Aspergillus nidulans FGSC A4
Lineage: Eukaryota; Fungi; Ascomycota; Eurotiomycetes; Eurotiales; Aspergillaceae
Product: putative C6 transcription factor (Gal4)
Exons: 7
Coding region: 157-2220 (687 amino acids)
Biological process (GO): DNA-templated transcription; regulation of DNA-templated transcription; regulation of transcription by RNA polymerase II
Cellular component (GO): nucleus
Molecular function (GO): zinc ion binding; DNA-binding transcription factor activity, RNA polymerase II-specific; DNA binding
Source: RefSeq, a predicted model, not a curated record